Molecule: messenger RNA, 1538 nt
Organism: Zerene cesonia (dogface butterfly)
Lineage: Eukaryota; Metazoa; Arthropoda; Insecta; Lepidoptera; Pieridae
Product: protein NDUFAF4 homolog
Exons: 1
Coding region: 121-786 (221 amino acids)
Biological process (GO): mitochondrial respiratory chain complex I assembly
Cellular component (GO): mitochondrion
Source: RefSeq, a predicted model, not a curated record
UUGACAAUUAAUAAUGUUGUGAAAUAACCUCAAAACUGUUUUGAAGAAAGUCUCUGUUUAAAAAUAUGAUGAAAGUUUUUUGAAUUACUAUCUAUACAAGACUUACUAUUGCCACUUGAGAUGGGUGCUUUAGUGUCAAGGGCGUUGCGGCCCAUAAAAUCGUUUAACAUUGAAAAUAGAGCGCACCGAGUGAUAUCAAAAGAAAAACCUGAGGUUGCGCCAAGGUAUCCUUCCAAUGUAGAAGAUUUGCAGAGGGUGCAGGAAGCUAUACCUGAUAUUGACGAAAAGAUUGUGAAAAAGGAUCUGGGGCUCGACGAGAGAUUGAAAGAUGUUUAUGUAACAUCCAAGGGAACACCGGAGGAUGACAUUACACGGCUGAAAAAAGAACAGAACCCCAACCGUCCUCUACCUAAAGACAGGAAUAUUAUAGAAGACUUCGAUUUCGGCCUCAAAGAGCCAGAAUCGAUCCCGUACGGACGAACGACUUUACGACAAGCGAUAGAGUACAUUUCAUCACACCAAUUGAAUCCUGAAGAGGUAACCGCAGCUAAAAUAGCAUAUGAAUACAAAUUAAAAGAAUCCGACGUAGAACAUAUACUUAAAUAUUUUAGAACUUUCGAAAUAUAUGUACCCGAAACUAAAACAAGCAAAGCAACUUUUGCUGGACCAACCACAAUGAGAAAACGUUUAAUGGAGCAAUCGGUUGGAAAGAUUGAGGGUAAAAAAGAUACACCAGAAGAUGCUAAUGUUGAGAAAGAAAAGGAUAAGAUGAAAAAUGUUUCAUAAGUUUCAUAAAGAAUUUCCAAAUGAGGUGGAUAGAAAAAGGUUGUUUUUGGAUUCAAAAGGUCUGAAGACAGAGUUAUUUUUGAAGACUCUGGAUAAACUGCAAUCUAUAAAGAAGGCACAAUCUAUACCAAUAUAGAAUAAUUACUUAAUUUAUUAGCUGUUGUUUAGUUAAAUUUAUACCUCAUCAUUAUAUUGUAAUCCUUUUAAUUUAUUCUACCUUUAUUUUGGUAAUGAUUCAAACAUUAAAAACAACUUCUAUAUAUAAUCUAAAUUUAACUAGAUAAGGCAUAGAAGAUCUUUAUAUUUAUUUUUUUGAAUGGUAAAACGAAAUAAUAUAUGAAUUUACUCUAAUUUUCCCAUUAUAUAUAUGACCCAUAAAAUAUUGGGUCAAAUACAAAAUAUAUACUAAAAAAAGUAAUAAUAAUUGUUUGAUGUUUGUUACAUACAAAGAAAUAUCUUAUCAAGUUUCCUGAUAAAUAUGCUACAUGAAUAUCAAAAAUUUCAAUGACAAAUAAAUUAAAAAAUAGUUCAAUUUGCUCCAUGUUCAUAUAACAUUUAGUUUAAAUGCAAUGAUUUUGCUUUUAUGCCUUAUUCAUCUAGUUUGUUAUGAGUGGGAAAUUUCCUUUGCAGGUUGUUAUUCAGAAUGAAAUUUAAGAUAUAUAUAUUAUAAGAGCGCUAGUACAAUGUUAUUUUUAGAAUACAUGUUAAGUCAUGAAAUGUGAUGUAGUUAUAGAAUAAAUAAAUAAAUUAUC